UGAAUAAGCCAUCUCCUCUCGUGUGUGCAUUUCUCCGGUUUUCAAAACACCAUCUUUAAUUCUUCUUCUUCCUUUCAGUUUUUCUCCUUUGGAUUUUGACUCUCUUUUCAUUUCUUUUAGCAUCAUGUCUCUUCGACACACUCUCUCUCUUACAUGACCGAACCAAAAAGAGAAACAUAACAUUAGUAAACACGAAGGAUCAGGGGACAAAAGGUUAAAGUGGUUUAGUUCCUUUUGUGUUUCCCUUGGUGUAAGAUCUGCAGAGGAUGAAGCGAGCAAGAGAUGAUACGUAUCCUGGUUCUCAAUUUAAACGUCCAUUCAGUUCUUCUAAGGCUGAAUCCUAUGGACAAAACCAAAUACCCGGUGGAAGUGGUGGUGCAGGAGGAGGGGAAGGUGGAGGUGGAGGCGGGGGAGGAGGAGCAGGAAGUAUGUUGCAGAAACUGACUACAAACGAUGCCUUAACGUAUCUAAAGGAAGUCAAGGAGAUGUUUCGGGAUCAAAAAGAGAAGUAUGACAUGUUCCUUGAAGUCAUGAAGGAUUUCAAGGCUCAAAGGACUGACACUGUCGGUGUCAUUGCCCGAGUGAAAGAGUUAUUCAAAGGGCAUAACAACUUGAUUUAUGGAUUUAAUACAUUCCUGCCGAGGGGCUAUGGAAUUACCCUUGAUGAGGACGAGGCUCCGAAAAAGACAGUUGAAUUUGACGAAGCAAUCAGUUUUGUAAAGAAGAUAAAGAAACGUUUCCAACAUGAUGAGCAUGUCUAUAAAUCAUUUCUUGAUAUAUUGAAUAUGUACCGGAAGGAGCACAAGGACAUAAAUGAGGUUUAUACCGAGGUUGCUUCUCUUUUCGAAGACCAUCCUGAUCUUCUUGAGGAGUUCACAAUAUUUUUACCAGAUUCAUCAGCAGCACCUAUGACACAACAAGUUCCAUAUGGUCGAACCUCAACUCAACGUUAUAAUGAGCGAAGCUCUGCUACACCCACCUUGCGCUACACACAAAUGGAUAAGCAACGUCGGAGGGAUAGAAUUCUUACUUCCCAUGCUGGUAGGGAUCUCAGCGUUGACCGUCCUGAAUUGGAUGAUGACAAAGCAAUGAUUAAAAUGCAAAAAGAACCGAGAAAACACAUGGAAAAGGAUGAUAGGGAUCUGAGAAUUCGUGAUAACGAUGAUCCCGAGCAUGAAAACAAUAGGGACUUUAACUUGCAGCGUUUUCCCGACAAAAAGAGAUCGGGAAGAAAGGUUGAAGGAUUUUCUACUUACGAAGAUAGGGAUACUUCAAAAAGCAUGUUCAACCAAGGUUUUAUAUUCUGCGAGAAAGUUAAGGAGAAGCUGUGCAGCUCAGACGAAUACCAGGCAUUCUUAAAAUGCCUUAAUAUAUAUAGCAAUGGAAUAAUCAAAAGAAACGAUUUGCAAAAUUUGGUGACUGAUUUACUUGGCAAGUACCCAGAUCUUAUGACUGAGUUCAAUCAGUUCUUGGAGCGUUGUGAGGAUACUGAUGGGUUCCUUGCCGGUGUUAUUAGUAAAAAAUCACUUAGUGUUGACGGACAUGAGUCCAGGCCAUUAGAGGAAAAAGAUAGAGAGCCAAAACGCGAAAUCAAGGGAGCUAAGGAAAAGGAGAGAUUUAAGGAGUACAUGGGAAAAUCAAUACAAGAGCUUGACCUUUCUAACCGCCAAAUUUGUACUCCAAGCUAUCGGCUUCUACCAGAUGAUUACCCAAUACCUGUAGCAAGUCAGAGAUCUGAGCUUGGCACACGAGUGCUAAAUGAUUAUUGGGUAUCCGUCACUUCAGGAAGUGAGGAUUAUUCUUUUAAGCACAUGCGCCGAAAUCAGUAUGAAGAGAGCUUGUUCAUAUGUGAGGAUGAUAGGUUUGAACUGGAUAUGUUGUUAGAAUCAGUGAGCUCGACAGCCAAGCGUGCGGAGGACUUGCUGAACAGCAUUAAUGAAAAUAAAAUCAAUAUGGAUUCUCCGUUCCGCGCGGAAGAACACUUCACUGUUCUGAAUUUGAGGUGCAUCGAGCGGCUGUACGGUGACCAUGGUCUUGAUGUAAUGGAAAUAUUACGUAAAAAUCCUGCUCUUGCAUUACCCGUAAUAUUAAUUCGCCUGAAGCAGAAGCAAGAAGAAUGGACAAAGUGCCGUCUAGACUUCAACAAGGUUUGGGCUGAAAUUUAUUCAAAAAACCAUUACAAAUCACUUGAUCAUCGCAGCUUCUAUUUCAAGCAGCAGGAUUCAAAGAACUUGAGUGUGAAAUCUUUACUGGCUGAAAUCAAGGAGUUGAAAGAGAAGAACCAGAAAGAAGACAAUGUUCUUAUGGCUAGCGUUGCUGGUCACCGACAACCCGUUUCUCCACACCUUGAAUACGAAUAUUCGGAUGUCAACAUUCACGAGGACCUGUAUAAACUUAUCGAAUAUUCAUGUGAAGAGGGGUGUUCAACAAAAGAACAGUUAAAUCGAGUCAUGAGGCUCUGGACCACUUUCCUGGAGCCCAUGUUGGGUGUUCCUCCUCGACAAAGUGGCAGAGAGGGUACUGAUGGUGCCGGCAAAGCUCAGAAUCCUGCAUUAAACUGCACUGCCUCUAGCAUUGCUGAAUGUGAUGGAAGUCCUGGAGCUGAUGCUACUGUAAAUUCCGGGCAAACAAAGGCUGCCGGUGAUGGAGACAAGAUGAGUUCACCAGAACUAACUGUUUCUUGCAGGAGUGGUUUGGCAAAUGGGGAAACUUUAGUUAGAGAACACUCGGAUCGUGUCACUAGAGAGGAUUCAAAGCUAGAGAAAGAAAUCAAAUUUACAACUGAUAAAAACUGUGGAAUUCACAUGCAUGCAAAUGGAAUGGAAGCAGAAAACAAUCACAGCAGAACCAAUUUUGAUGGGGCAUCGGGGAAAGGCGCGGCUGAUUAUAGACCUACUAGUAGUGUUGGUGGCGAGGCCCGGGAAGCUAAUGCUGACCCUGUACGUUAUUCGGAGGCUGUUGGUGUAGCUAAACAUGCUUUGUUAGUAAAUGGAGUACCUACGGAUGACUCUAAUGCCAGUAAAUGUCACGAAGAAUCCGCUGGUCCCUUCAGAAUCGAAAAAGAAGAAGGUGAAUUAUCACCUACCGGUGUUUCUGAGGAAGAUAAUUUUGUUGCUUACGGUGAUACUUGUCCAAAGGUUGUGCCAAAGGCACAACAUGGUGUUCAAAGUAGACAGCACCAGUCUGGAAACGGGAAAGACUCGCAUCAUUAUGUGGAUGCUGGUGGAGAACAUGACGCGGAUGCUGAUGAUGGGGAUAGUGAAAAUGCCUCAGAGGCUGGCGAUAAUGCAUCGGGCAGUGAGUCUGCGGCCGACGAAUGCUCUCGUGAAGAGCAUGAAGAGGAGGAAGAGGUCGAACAUGAUGAAGUUGAUGGUAAGGCCGAGAGUGAAGGCGAAGCUGAAGGGAUGACUGAUAUGCAUCUGGGAGGAGAUGGCACGUCCUUGUUUUCAGAACAUUUCCUGUUUACGGCGAAGCCUCUUUCAAAGCAUGCACAGGCAGUUUUACCCAAAGACGAUCGAAACAUUUAUUGGACUUUUUAUGCAAAUGACGAUUUCUACGUUCUUUUCAGACUUCAUCAAAUCCUGUAUGAAAGAAUACUGUCGGCAAAAACAAAUACAGGAGCUGCUGAAAUAAAGAGGAAACAUCCAAAAGACACUAGUUCUUCGGAUUUAUAUGCCAGGUUUAUGAGCGCACUUUACAGUCUGCUUGAUGGAUCAACCGAUAAUUCGAAGUUCGAGGAUGAAUGCCGGGCUGUAAUAGGAAACCAGUCAUACGUGUUAUUCACAUUGGACAAGUUGAUAUAUAAAUUGGUUAAGCAGCUUCAAGCUGUUGCAGCAGAUGAGAUGGAUAAUAAGCUUCUUCAAUUGUUUGACUAUGAGAAGUCCCGAAAAUAUUGGAAGACGAUGGAUUCAGUGUAUUAUGAGAAUGCACGUGUCCUCCUUCACGAGGAGAAUAUAUAUCGAUUGAAAUAUUCAUCUUCGCCAUCUCGUUUGUCUAUUCAGCUGAUGGACAACGUCAUUGAAAAGCCUGAAGCAUUUGCCGUUUCCAUGGAACCUAAUUUUUCAGCCGUUUUGCACGAUGACUUUCUGUCCGUCUAUCCCAGCAAGAAGGAGCCACAUGGCCUUACACUCGAGAGAAACAAGAGGAAGUAUGCAGGUUUAGAUGAAUUUGCUGCUACUUGCUUGGCCAUGGAAGGUGUUGAACUGGUUAAUGGUUUAGAGAACAAGAUAGCUUGCAACUCCUACAGGAUUUCUUACGUGUUGGACACCGAAGACUUCUUUUAUCGUAGAAGAAAUUCAUCACAACACAGACCUUCAUACAAUAGCCGGGCUAGAAUACAGCGGUUCCAUAGAUUUUUAUCGUCUUCGCAAUAAUUUAGUGUUCUUCCCUAGACCGGCACGAAAGAACACCAGACCUCGAACGGCGUUCGUGUAGAGGUUCGUAUUCGAUGCCCGGAUCGAAGAAAAGAAGCAAUGUUAAGAAAUGCAGCACAUAUUUGCAAGUUCAUAUGAGCAGGAUGUGACCAAUUAUCCUGCAGAUAAGGUGUAAAG
Molecule: messenger RNA, 4550 nt
Organism: Hibiscus syriacus
Lineage: Eukaryota; Viridiplantae; Streptophyta; Magnoliopsida; Malvales; Malvaceae
Product: paired amphipathic helix protein Sin3-like 2
Exons: 24
Coding region: 267-4373 (1368 amino acids)
Biological process (GO): negative regulation of transcription by RNA polymerase II
Cellular component (GO): chromatin; histone deacetylase complex
Molecular function (GO): transcription corepressor activity
Source: RefSeq, a predicted model, not a curated record